Messenger RNA from Mizuhopecten yessoensis (Yesso scallop), 2214 nucleotides. RefSeq names its product cytochrome P450 2H1-like. Gene Ontology annotation, biological process: xenobiotic metabolic process. The record is from RefSeq and is a predicted model, not a curated record. Gene Ontology annotation, cellular component: intracellular membrane-bounded organelle; cytoplasm. The coding region runs from base 501 to 1961 and encodes 486 amino acids. Gene Ontology annotation, molecular function: oxidoreductase activity, acting on paired donors, with incorporation or reduction of molecular oxygen, reduced flavin or flavoprotein as one donor, and incorporation of one atom of oxygen; heme binding; iron ion binding. Lineage: Eukaryota; Metazoa; Mollusca; Bivalvia; Pectinida; Pectinidae. The transcript has 5 exons.
GUGCUGUGUGUUUACACGGAGUUGUAUUUGUAAACAUGUAGGCCUUCAGGAUUCUAAAGCAGUGUAGCUCGUACGUGUACGUGUGUUCCGUACAUCCGUAACUGUGUACCACUGGAGUUUAGGGUAUAUAUAUAGAAAUACAUGUCAGAGACGUGUAUGAUACAUGCACAAUUACUCAUUUAUAUAUAUACACACACAAUUGUGGAUCAAAACCGGAUACAUGUAUAUGCACUUGAUGUAGUGGGUAAUUAAUAUUGUAUAUAUAAUAAGUAAUAUCAUAUUUAAUGAUUCAGUUAUCUGAAUAUUGAUCUACUAUCUGCCGUGCAACUAUUUGCCGACUACUAAUGUGUUGGAUUUUUUAAAAUUCGUCUGGAACGAUUUGACGCACACACCAUCCCGAUGCUUUGGACCUAAACGGUAUCACUACGUCACAGAUGAAGAUACAUGGUAUAACUGACUCCUGAAGUUCCACAUGUACAUUGGGAUUAAAAAGUGCGGCCAUGUUUUUCCUGUUGGUGGCGGUAUGUUUGGUUUUGCUGGUGAUUUUUCUUUCCAGGAGACGCUUACAGCACAAAAACCUUCCACCGGGACCAACUCCACUUCCGGUAAUAGGAAAUCUAACAUGCAUGAGGAGGAAUAAUGUGUUUCUGACGUUCAGAGAACUUCGUGUGAAGUACGGGGAUGUGUUCACUCUACACAUCGGUAACAUAGUUACCGUAGUCUUCAAUGGGUACGCCACUUUACGAGAGGCAUUCGUCCAACACGGAGAUAGCUUCUCGGACAGGCCGAACAUCUUCAUCUUCAAAGAUAUUUCCAAACAUCACGGCAUCGCGGGAAGUUCUGGUGACUUAUGGAAAGAGCAUCGGACGUUUGCUUUGAAAACACUUCGAGAGUUCGGAUUCGGAAAGAGAGGUCUGGAGUCGAAGAUAAUAGAAGAAAUUGAGGCUUAUCUCCCUUGUCUUGAAGAAAAGAAUGGAGAACCAUUUAACAUACACGCCCUUACUCAGACAAGUGUCUCAAAUGUCAUUUGUUCGAUUGUUUUUGGACAGAGAUUCGACUACAAGGACGAACGUUUCACAAAACUUAUGGAAAUGUUUGAUGCAAAUUUCAAAUUGAUGAACCCAAUCUUGAACUUCUUCCCAUUUCUUCAACAUAUUCCCGGAGAUCCUUUUAAGGCAAAGCAGAUUCUACGGAAUGCCGACACCGUGUACGCAUUUAUAUGGGAACUGGUCCAGGAGCAUGACAACAGUAUGGACGACACGUACAGCCGUGACUAUAUUGAUGCCUACCUGAAAGAGAAGAAAGAACGCCAAUCUGAUCAGUCCAAUACAUUCACAGACUUCCAGAUGCUUCGGUCGAUUGGAGACUUGUUUUCCGCGGGAACAGAAACCACUACAACAUCAAUAAGAUGGGCUGUUCUAUUCCUGUUGUACAACCCAGACGUUAAGGAACGUAUGGUAGCGGAAAUACACGAUGUUGUUGGAACGUCCCGGUUUCCAAAUCUCGGCGACAAAGAGAACAUGCCAUAUUCGGAGGCAGUAGUAACAGAGGUGAUCAGAAAGGCUAACGUUGCUCCUCUUGGCGUUCCUCAUAGCUGUAAAACCGACGUAGAAUUCCGCGGAUACACUAUUCCGAAAGGAGCUGUUCUGCUCCUAAAUAUAGAUUCGGUCUUAUUUGACCCUGUAGAAUUUCCCGAUCCAGAAAAAUUCGAUCCUACACGUUUUCUAAAUGAAAAUGGAAAAUUCUUCGGACGUGAAGUGUUUGCAGCAUUCUCUGUCGGUCGCCGCGCAUGCCUGGGUGAGACUUUGGCGCGUAUGGAGCUGUUCUUGUAUUUGACAACAAUUCUCCAGAGGUUUGAUCUAGUGCCGGAACACGCUGAUCGUCUGCCGUCUUUAGAAGGUGUUCUAGGGGUCACUCAUACGCCUCGCCCCUACAAUGUCCGCCUGGUGUCGCGACAGUAGUUACGCCACAGUGAACCACACGCCUCGACCCUACAACGCCCGCAUGGUGUUACGACAGCAGUUACGUCACAAUGCAAUCGAAAAAAAAACCUUACUCGUUGGAAAGUACCGACGGUUCCCCAAUGUUCACAAAAUACCCAGCGCAAUUUCACCGAUUGACUAUGCAGAUCCAAACACAGGUGUGCAAAGCUGUUUUGUGUAUAUAACACACUUAAGGAGUUUCCAACCUUUGUAAUACACAUGUUUUUCUUUU